This is a messenger RNA of Penicillium bovifimosum, 2196 nucleotides long. RefSeq lists its product as uncharacterized. Lineage: Eukaryota; Fungi; Ascomycota; Eurotiomycetes; Eurotiales; Aspergillaceae. The transcript has 2 exons. Bases 1 to 2196 code for a protein of 731 amino acids. The record is from RefSeq and is a predicted model, not a curated record.
AUGGCCAGCAACAGCUCACCUGAUUACAAAGCACUCUUUCAGCAGCAAAGUGAGUCGCCCAGGCAGUCAGGGGAGGCGCGUAAACAGGCAGAGGAGGCGCGUCAACAGGCAGAGGAGGCGCGUCAACAGGCAGAGGAGGCGCGUCAACAGGCAGAGGAGGCGCGUAAACAGGCAGAGGACCAAGUUAAGCGGACCACCUUCGUGGAACUUUUGCGCCAUUGCCACGACUUAUUAUCGCGACUGCUACAAGUUGGCUCACUCUCCAGCUCGACCACAGGGACAAUACCCCUCCCCAAAGGAAAGUACUGUCCGACGCGACUGGAGCAGUGGGUUGACUGCGCAGCCCAGCAACAAGAUAUCUACGACUCUGUCCGUCGUUACCUCCAACCAGAAGAAAAUCCACCGCGCAUUUUUCCAUCUCGUGAACGGCUGAAGGGGCACCUCAUAAGCUUCCCGCAGCUGAUUACCAGUGAGACCGACAUUCAAUUCUAUGAGCGGAUCGCAGUGGACUCGUAUGUCCGCGCAGUCAUCAUGGAACUAUGCAAAAUACCAGCCGCCCGUGAAGAAUUUGGGCUUGGGGAUGAGGUUUGGUUCGACCGCGUCCCCAAUGUUCCAAGUGGGAACGAAAUGGGUAUGAAUAAUUCAUCGAACACCGCCCAUAGCAGGCCGGACCAGUCAUUCAUCCAUCGAGUUGAUGACAGAGCCGCCACGCUGCUUACCAAAGUCGAAUACGUGCCGCCACGCAAGCUUACUUUGGAGGAUCUCCGCGUGGGGCUCGGUGACAUGGAUCUGUGGGAAAAGAUGGUUCGGGCGAACAAGGUGCUCAAUAACGAUGCCGAUCGAUCGGUCUACAAGGCACAGCGGCUCGUCUGCUCAGCUAUUGUUCAUGAAUACCAUGUCAUGAUUCAAAAGGGACUUGAGUAUUCCUACCUGACCACAGGAAACGCGCUUGUGCUUCUCUGGGUUCCACGUGAAAAGCCGAGCACCUUGCACUACCAUCUCUGUGUGCCCAACCAGGAAGUGGAUGGUCGAGAUGGGGAUCUCCCACAACCAAACACAUCCAUUGCAAGGGUACUCUGUCUUUGCUUGAUGAGCUUUCGUUCGCGGCAGCGUGGUCAAGAGUGGCGAACUUUGUAUUGUUCGGAGCUUCACACUUGGAAGACGAAUUCUGAUCGCACACAUGCAAAUGUUCCCACAGAGAAACUACCACGGAAUCUACCCUCUGAUAUCACGGAUCAUGUCAGCCCGGAAUCAGACCCCACAAGUCCAGAGGAUGAUAAAUCAUCAUCUCCAAUCGAGUCGCCAACUACACCUGCCCGGCGAGUACCAACAAGAUCACAAGGGAACUGCGCGCCAUUAGAUCCCAAAGACCGCAUGGGUUCAGCAGACUCAUCAGGCUCUGAGUCAGAUCCUGCAGCGCCUGCACAAGAUCCCGCAGCAGCAGCGCGAAAGCGAGGCUAUAGUCAGGUUGAACAUUCACCUUCACAGCGAUUGUCUCCCCGAAAUCCGGUAGAACGUCAAUACGAGCUAUCUCGGCGACGCGACGCGCAGUUCUGUACCCAACGUUGUCUACUUGGGCUGCAAAAAGGCGGACCUCUGGAUGAUUCUUGUCCAAAUGUGGAUCUACACCGGCAAGGCGGUAAUGGGACUGAGCAUUCUAUCAGCACCGUGGAGUUGAUCUCGCUUCUCAAGCAACAAAUGGAUGAGGACAUUGACCGCGCCCCGUUCAAGCUCACCUGUUCCCCUCAUGGGUAUACUGUUGUUGGGAAAGGAACGACAAAGAAUCUUUGGACGAAGGCUGUAUCCCACGAGGCCGACAUAUAUCAUAUUCUUCGCAAGGCACAGGGCUCUGCAGUCCCUGUGUUUCUGGGCAAGAUCGAUCUCGUAAAGAUCUACUUUCGCUGUGGCGUAGAGAUUCGCCACCUGCUUGUCAUGGGUUGGGCAGGUGAGAGUACAGCAACACUCGAGCAGACUUCGGACCUUCGCAGGGAGAUCAAAAGGUCGAACAAGGAAAUUCGCGCUUUGGGAGUCCGACACCGAGACCUUCGGCCUAACAAUAUCCUAUGGAACGCUGAAUUAGGGUGGGCUUUGAUUAUUGACUUCCACCGGUCUGAGCUGGAUCGUCGGCGACCCGCAGACAGGUCCAGGCCAUUGAAGAGGUCCCGACAUAAGGCAGAGAUAUCCGAGUCCAAGUGA